UGCAUGCGGCGGCGGCGGCGGCGGAGCUGCCGGGAGGGAUGAACGGCUCCUCGGCGGGGCUCCCGGCGGGGAUGAACGGCUCGCUGGGGGCUCCGGCAGGACUGAACGGCUCUCUGGGAAUGCCGGCAGGGCUGAACGGCUCCUCGGCGGCGGCGGGGCUGCUGGCGGGGGCCGGGGGAGCGGCGCUGGAGCUGGAGCGGGCGCUGCGCUGCUGCACCGCCGCCUCCGUGGUGACCGACGGCAGCGGCGCGGCGGGCGACGAGCGCAGCCUGUACAUCAUGCGGGUGGUGCAGAUCGCCGUCAUGUGCGUGCUGGCCCUCACCGUGGUGUUCGGCAUCUUCUUCCUCGGCUGCAACCUGCUCAUCAAGUCCGAGGGCAUGAUCAACUUUCUGGUCAAGGACCGCCGCCCGUCCAAGGAGGUGGAGGCGGUGGUGGUGGGGCCGUACUGACCGCAGCGCUGAGCCCAGGGCUGGCCGCCCGCAGCCCUCCCGGGCUCGGCUCCCAGCUUUUCCUUCUGAAAUAACAGCAGCCCGAUGGAUCCGGCGUGCCGGAGGUCGGGACAUGCUCGGGGUGGCCGGAGCCGCCCAGCCCGGCCCGUCCCAGCCC
Messenger RNA from Catharus ustulatus (Swainson's thrush), 606 nucleotides. It is a transcript of the gene RPRM, whose product is annotated as reprimo, TP53 dependent G2 arrest mediator homolog. The transcript has a single exon. The record is from RefSeq and is a predicted model, not a curated record. The coding region runs from base 39 to 449 and encodes 136 amino acids. NCBI's taxonomy places the organism in Eukaryota, Metazoa, Chordata, Aves, Passeriformes, Turdidae.